Molecule: messenger RNA, 228 nt
Organism: Schistosoma spindalis
Lineage: Eukaryota; Metazoa; Platyhelminthes; Trematoda; Strigeidida; Schistosomatidae
Source: the annotation of a GenBank genome assembly
AUGCGGAAUUCUCCAUUUUAUAUUAUCAAACCGAUCGUUUAUGAGUGCUUACCUCACAAUCCAUUCAGACGAUGCAAUUUUUCUAGUGAUUCCGGGGAUUCACAAUGUUUAACAAAACCUCAAUAUAAAUGGGCUGUAUAUGACAAAAGGACAAGGAUCUCAUUUUGUCGGGAUGGGCAAGAAUCUUAUAAAGUUACCAAAGAUAAAGCACAUGUUUCAAUGUGCUAA